Pungitius pungitius (ninespine stickleback) is the source of this 1308-nucleotide messenger RNA. RefSeq names its product synaptoporin b (gene synprb). NCBI's taxonomy places the organism in Eukaryota, Metazoa, Chordata, Actinopteri, Perciformes, Gasterosteidae. Gene Ontology annotation, cellular component: synaptic vesicle; synaptic vesicle membrane. The record is from RefSeq and is a predicted model, not a curated record. The transcript has 5 exons. Bases 69 to 965 code for a protein of 298 amino acids.
UCAACAUCAGUAGCGUUUCAACCUUGAUGCCAGUGUGAGGAUUAGGAGAUUAAAUCUGUGAUUUAUAAAUGUGUAUGGUUAUAUUUGCUCCGAUUUUUGCCAUCUGUGCCUUUGCAACAUGUGGAGGAUACUAUGGUCACCUCCGGGUUAAAGUGGACUGUGCAGACAGGAGCCAGAGUAACAUGAGCAUCAACAUUGAUUUUGGCUAUCCCUUCAGGUUAAAUGAAGUGCAUUUCAAGGCUCCCGUGUGCGAGGCAAAAAGGGAAGAAGUCAUUUUCCUGGACGGCAACUUUUCCUCAUCGGCUCAGUUUUUCCUGACUGUGGGUGUUUUUGCUUUUCUGUACUCUCUGCUGGCCACCAUCGUCUAUGUGUUCUACCAGAAAAAGUACCUGAGGAACAACAGGGGCCCACUUGUGGAUUUUGUAGUUUCACUCAUCUUCUCCUCCAUGUGGCUGGUGAGCAGCUGCUGCUGGGCCAAAACUCUUUCCGAUAUCAAGACGGCCACGAACCCAACACAGGUGCUACUGCUCAUCUCGGCGUGCAGAACCCAGGAGAACAAAUGCACGGCCACCCAGGAGCCCCAAUGGUCACGACUUAAUACAUCUGCGGUUUUUGGCUUUGUGAAUGUCGUCCUCUGGGCUGGAAAUAUUUGGUUCGUCUUCAAAGAGACAGGCUGGUACAAGACGGGUCAGAGAUAUCCCACGAGGAGUGCUUCUGGGAAACGCAGCAGUGAGAUGCGACAUCGGCUCUACAGUGAAAGCAGCUUUGAGCAGCCGCUCGAGGGCUUUGCUCCACAACUCACCAGGCAAGAAAGUUUCAAUCUGCAGGUCAGCAGACAAGGUAGCUUCAACCAGGCUCAAGUUAACCUGAGCUUACCGCACGCUUAUCUUGGCAAACCGAUGAUGUAUGAAGGGGAGAAUAAAGUGGCUUCUCAAGGUCCCAUGAUAUUCGUCAACGAGAUGUGAUUUAGCUCUUAGUGUCGUGCUGUAACUGGUGGUCAACAUGAGGAGAUGAUUAUUACCUUUAUAUUAAAUGAAGAAUACUGGUGGAGAAUAUUGCGCAAGUUUAUUAUGUAAUGGAAUAUUUAUAUUCUAACUUUUGAAAUUAAAAUGUUAUAAUAAGGUGUUAAAAGUUAUUAUACGUCAUUACUUGCAUUUAUUUUAUUUAUUUUUUUAAUAAAUGCAAACAAAGCACGUAUUUGUCCAGAAGCAGAGACACGGCUCAAACUGCUUCACAGUCAAACUGAGUGGUCAUGUGAUUAUGAUACAAAUAUAUAUUAUCUUAUGGUAUGACCUUCUGUCCCAGCCA